This is a messenger RNA of Amoebophrya sp. A25, 4417 nucleotides long. The record is from the annotation of a GenBank genome assembly. Lineage: Eukaryota; Dinophyceae; Syndiniales; Amoebophryaceae.
CAUUGGCAGGUAAAAAGAAUUUUCUUCUGCUAAACUUGUUUUUCUGACUUGUGAUGUGAUUGCUGGGCGAUAUUUUUCAACCAUGCGGAGUGGUAUUCGAGCUGUCGAAGCGGCAUGCCCUCAAGAAGAUGCGAGUGGGAAUGCAAUUCCGAGUAAAAAAGAUGCAGUUGGAGGGUGGAAUGAGAGGAAUGAUGUGGCAAAAAGAUGCGGAGUACCAAUAUGUUGCUUAUCUCGUCGUCAGCACUUCUCCUGCAAAGAGAAGCGCACCCGUCUUCUGUCUCGUCAAGAUGAGCACCCGUCUUCUCUUUUAUACCCCAUGAGUGGGUCGUACACUACUACUACUCUACGCAUACUACUAGCAUCUUUAUUCAUUUUCUGCCAUCUUCCGUGCUCUGCCUCUGCCGCCCGUGACGAUGAGGAAAUUCGUGGUUUGUCGAAAGGGAGUGUGGCGUCCAACGCCUCACGUAGAUCUAUCAGAACGACAGGGAGUAGUAGAACACCAAGUAAGAAAAAGGCUACAGCGAGGGAUAUGUUCCGUGCCUUGGGCAUUCGAGCAGGUGGAGAAGCGAGUACAUCGUCUUCUUGGGAACAAGAAGAUCGUGUUCCUUCUCCUACUUCUGGUCCUGCAGUAGGUUCUGGUGUGGGACGAGAAGGGAGCUCAGGCGGAAAUGCUUCUGGUCCUGGACAAGGGUCUGAGAUUACAAGCAGGACCGCCUUACUUCACAGAGUGUCUACGGAUCCCUUUUUUCAGGAUGUUGAGAAGCCAUCUCAAAGCGGGAAAAGCGGCUUCUGGUCCAUAGCCUCAGACCCAUCUUUCGAUCGGGCGUCAGUGAUGGGCUCUGGUGCAGAGGGAGCUGCGAUUAGCAAGGGUGGAGGCGGAAGGAUGAGGAGAUUAAGGUAAAAGGUAUUGGGCUGCAUGAUCGAUAAUUGAUCUACCACACUCUAAGUCUAAGGUUGAUCUUUGACUCUGAUCUUUGACUUUCUCGUCUAGAUACACUUCUAACAUUCUCGCGUCCAGCAGCUCUCGAUCCGCAUUUAUUAGCCGAAAAACUAAGCACAACCACAACGCUACAGCUAGGCGCGGAGCCGGUAGAGAUUCCUGUGGAUAAUUUGUUUCAAAGUAGUUGUCCAGCUUUGCGUGAAGUUCAAGUUCGGAAAAGAAGUAAAGCUGCAGUUGGUGGUGGUUCUCGAAGCGGGAGCAAAACAAAAAGCUCUACUCAGUCUCAUUUGUGGCAGCAUAGAACCCAUGGCGUUGAGAGCAACACUGGAGAAUUCGUCAAUAGUCCAAAAAAUGGGCUAACGCCGAUGUCGCAUGCCAAACAGCACCCACCGCAAGGCUGGGCGUCGGGGGUAGAUGCCAGUGGACUGAGUUCUUUUAUGGAUACUUAUCGAAGUUGGUGUUUUUUGCAUCCACCAUCUAAAAAGUUGCUCAUCUUCGUUCUUGUUCCUAAUGAAGAAUGAUUCGGAUUCCGUUCUAGGCCUUGAUUAGUUUUUAAUAGAAACUCGCGGCAGGAUGGAAAGCACACCAGUGGUAAGUAUUCAUGUUUCGGGAAAAACAAAAGUUUCCCCAAAUCCAGUGCACUGCACCAAGUACGCAGGCAUCUUGCUUGCGGCGUCGUGGCGAUGGUUUUGGUAGUGAGCCAAAUGCAGCAGCUUCAGGCUCUUCUAGCCGAAUGAUCAUGAAAGAAUCAGAGGUGGCGGAUGGACCGCAUGGGGCAGCCCAUGCCCAAACUAGGAAUCAACAAGCCACCAGUAGUUGUUCUACAAGUUCUUCCUGCCCUUCCUUACGCCAGCCAAGUAGACGACGCCCACUGAUUAGAUCCUCGUCUUCUACUGUUAACACCUCAGCGUUACUAGGUCAAGGCACACAUGGUGUGGAGGACGGCUCAUCCAGAGGAGUAGGAGUCCCACGUCGCGGUGGAGGGGCAUCUGCGUGUGGAGGCAAGAUCUAUCACCGAGACGACGAGGCAGAGGCUGAAUUAGCGAGGAGUGUGCUGGGCGUGCGAUCAUCUGCCAGCAGCUUCUUCGAAGAGGCAUCUUCCUCCGAUAUGCAUAGGACCAUGACCAAGGGUCAACCACAACAUUUGUCAGCAUCGAUGGGUAAGUCCUCGAGUCGUCCCCGAUCUCGUACAGCAGGACAUCAUCUUCUAGGCUCUUCUACUGGGAGCAACUGGGGUUCAGCACCUGGAGAUCAUAUGAGAUCCUCUACUUUCGCAGACUCCGAAGGCAACGCUUCUUCAUCCGAGCAUUUUUCCAUGUCCUCUUUUUCAAGGGCAGCAGGGACAGCGGGAGACCGAGAGCACAGUGAUCUUCCAGUAGAUCCUCGUGGUACCAGGGCGCCAAAUCCAGCAGCAGAGUACAGCAGUGGUAGUACAACUAGGAGGACGAGCACAGGAUCAGAACAUCAACAUCCUGAUAGCAGAGUUGUCAGGACGCCGCCACUGGUUCCACCAAGAGCGGUAACACCCUCAACAGCUAGAACAGGGACACCACCAACUCCUCUGUCUUCCGGAAGAACCGUAGCAAGUACGAUAGGGAGCGAUCAUUUUCGUAACAACAUUGGGAGCGACGAAAGUCCUAAGAUAAGUUAAGGCUGUACCUAAUACAUCUUUGGGCGCAUCCUUGAAACGUAUACUCCUCCCCCAUACUUUUCAAGGAUGCACUUGAAAGAUGAAUUACGGACAGCGCUAAAUAUGGAGCGAUCAUUUUCGCAAUGAAUUCCGAGGUGGGCAACAGCCUAUUUUUGGAGGAGGCGCUCUAGGAGGAGUACCAAAUGCCAGGGAAUUUAAGAACGAUGGAGGCCGUGGCACCAGUGCGGAUUUUCCAUCUUCCCAUACUCUCUACGAUUUGCGUGGAAUAUCAACGGCUGCAAAUGCUACUUCAUCGAUGAGCAAAGGCUUGUCUUCCGGUUCUGGCCCUGAUUCUAGGUAUAGUGUGCGAGGACUGGUCGAAAGCAGUAGUAGAGGAGGACUGUCAACAACGGCGUUUCCUAGUUUCGCGACGUUUGCGAGUACCGCCUCAAGCAGUUCGUUUGCUCCGCCAUCAGUGGCUGUUAUGCACGAGAUUUUUCGAAAGAUGCAUCAAAAAUCUCUUCCUUUGUUAGAUGAGAGAAACGAAGACCACAAGUUUUUGAAGAGUCCGAUCCUGCCAGAAAUGUCGCAAAUGGAGCAUUGAAAUGUGCAAAAAGAGCAUGACAAUCAGACAACAAGCAAAGAGAGCUGACUUCUAUCACUCACACAUUGAGAAGUGCAAGCUGAAGAAGUAGUCUAACUGCCGAACAAAUGCAAACCUGAAUUAAUCGACCAUAUUAAUUAAAAAGUCUUUGCUACCUCUCGAAUGGGUACACUACUACUACUACUACUACCCGCAACGCUGUACUACUUCUAUAGCUGAUCUUACUAUCAUGAUCCGUUCUAAUCGAAUCCAGGCUUUCACUUUUUAUAUUCUCUUCAUCCUCUUCUAAAUCCUGCGGUCUGAGCAGACCCCCGAGUGGACCAGGAAAGAAGCGCACCAAAGGUUUAGCCACCUCAAUCUCAGCUCCAACGCUCUCCGUGGCUGAAAUAGUUGAGGAAUCAGGUCGUGGCGCAGAGCAAGAUGCGAAAACGGCAAACUACACAGAAUCUCCUCUUCCAGGCUCAACCUCAUCGCCAGUCCUGUGCCAAGACGAGACUACGGGGAUGACACUCGAUGAAUUGCUGGACAGUAGGACUAAGAUGUCGAUACAAGAUUUUAGAAGGUUGCAUUUAGGGGAAUCAUAGUAGAACAACUAAGUCUCUAUCAUAGAACAAUUAUAAGUCUCUAGGGGAGCACGCAUCAAAGGUUGAUUUUUAGACUUCUACUUUCAAGGUAGAAAGGAUGAACUCUUUCGUGACUGGCGGUGGGGGCCGCAUAAUUGUCCUAAUUUGAAUUUCUGCCAAUCACAAAGACGCAUAUUUCCUUUUUCCCGUCACAUCGCGUUGUUUGUGUUUCGUUCUUCUGCUUAUAGUCCUAGUUUUCCAGCACCUAUUUAAUUCACUAUUAGUAUGAAUGUAGUCCCACAUACGUUGUUGUUGCUUCUCAGUACAACGAGUGUCGUUGGGCAGCAAGCCUCCAUAAAGGUUGUCCGACGACAUGACCGUUUAAGAUCAUUCAUCAGAAGGGCGUUUAAGUGGUUCUUUAUGUUCUUGGUAUGAACGCAGUACCAAAAUAUAAGUGACAUUAUCGGCACAGCAAUUCGUUACGUGUGUGUGGAUGUUCGUCUUUGCACGAUGUACAUGACGAAGAUCAAUGUGUUGUGAAGAAGAUCGCCUUGAGAACACUUUUUUUGGACUCACUUGUAUCUUCACUGUUUGAGAUUUUGGUUAUAAAGGAAAAAUUACGUUCAUGUUAAACAAAAAAGUAAGAGUGGCAAGCUGUUGGGCAUGAUCAUACAUAGUAU